Messenger RNA from Acanthopagrus latus (yellowfin seabream), 3177 nucleotides. RefSeq names its product transmembrane protein 235. The transcript is spliced from 6 exons. The coding region runs from base 485 to 1117 and encodes 210 amino acids. Lineage: Eukaryota; Metazoa; Chordata; Actinopteri; Spariformes; Sparidae. Gene Ontology annotation, cellular component: apical plasma membrane. The record is from RefSeq and is a predicted model, not a curated record.
ACGAAUUCUAAAAGAACUCUGAAACUGAGUUAAAUGUAUUCAUUUCACGUCACAGUUUAACCAACCCUUCUGACCUGAGUGCCUUCCUCCUCCAUCUGUUUGUUCUCGAAGAGGAAAACUAUCGAGUUCUGCGGAAGUUCGGCUCUUCAGUCCUCUAACUUUGACUCUGUGGAUCCGUCCAGGAGCGCUGCUGCAGCCGUCAGCCACAGUUUGAAUCUGGCGUCCAGAGAGACGCACCUCUCCUUUCCUAUUAAAAAAAAAUCUAUUCCCUUGUCAAAGUAAACUCAGAACAAUUAACUGGAUGUGUUUGGGUUUUUUUCCCUCAGUUUCCAUCCUGAACUAUUUUAGUAUUGAUGGAGAAGCCGGGGACCCAGCUGGAGAGCUUUUACGCACCGCGCCUGCUGGAGCGUCGAUUCAAAUGACAGUGUAGGAAAAUCAGAAAAGUUUGCUGCAUAUUAGAGAAGCUGAGUGCGGACUGUGCAUCAUGAGGUACGGCUUGGUGGUGCUCACUGCUGGGUUUACAGGUUUGCUCAGUUUUAGCCUCCUGGCUGUGGCGAUCGGGACCGAUUAUUGGUACAUCAUCGAUGACAAUACAGCCGACCACUCAGGUCCGGGCGACCUGAGCUCACAUUCUGGACUGUGGAGGAUUAUUGAAGGCGCGAACAGCAGCUCAGUCAUCCCUUCUUUCACAGCCAAUCUGACCAGCCUGUCGCCAUCAGACAGGCACCUUCUGGGCUUGCACAGGGUGGUGGUCAUCAUGUUGCCUCUCAGCCUGGUCCUCCUGGUGUUCGGCUGGAUCUUUGGGCUCGUCAGUUCGUUGGCCGGCAGUCCAAACCUGCUGGCCGGAUCAGCAUCCUACGUUCUCUUCUGCAGUCUUUUCACCUUGACUGGCCUGUGCAUCUACAUCAAAUACUCCAACCAGGCCAUGGAGAACUUCAAGCAGGUCGCGCCCCAGGAGAGCCUCGUCGAUGUGGACAUGUCCUACGGCUGGUCCAUGGCCGCAGCUUGGGUCUCCUACAGCCUGGAGGUGACCACUGGCCUGCUGCUCAUGCUGGCUGCCAGAAUAACUCAGAUGAAGGGACACUAUGAGUCUGGUGUAGCCAUCGCCAUGUUAUAGAAAACAGCUUCAUCCAAGACCCAAAUGCAAAGGCACAGCUUUGCAAUAUGAGCUCAGCGGAGAAAGGAAGAGUGUCGUCGAUUGGUGUCAUUUUUAUUUUAUGUUUUUACAGUCGCUAUAUAAGGUUAUUCGACUUGAGGACACCUGCAUCUCCUCCGCACCCCUAUCUUUCAGUGUAUUUAAAUGUGGUUCAAAUCAGUGGCUCGGGAUAUUAGGUUAAAGCGAAGAUAUUGCUGAUUCGGCAGCACAGAACCACCAAGCAAGGGAGCCACUGACACUCUAGCAGACAGUCGCAUCUGCUGCCUCGUUGGUCCAUGUGUGAGAAGAAAUUUGCCAUUUUCACAGCUUUUGAGAAGCAGUAGACAUUUUGGUCGAUGUUAGAUGUAGAAGUUAAGAAAAUUAUGGCUACUUUGUGCCUUCUGCUUACAAACUUCUGUGCCCAGCCUCCUCGCAGACACAUUAAUCAUGCAAACGGGGCUGAGAAUAAGGACACUCUGGGGGAACCUGCAAGCUGGUUUCAGCAGUACAGAAAAUGUGCAUGUGUUGCUGCUUGCUUUGCAGCAGCUAAUGGCUAGAUGUUGUAAUAUUCUGUCUUUGCUGUUGGGUUCUAGACACGAGACUUGUCCUCUCUGCAUACUGUGAGAAAAAACAGCACUGUGUAAAUGCAACGUUGCGUGCUUUGAAUUCCAUAAAAACAAACCUUGCUUACGAACUCCUUUUGUGAACAGAAUGGCUUAGCCUUUUUUGUUUUUAUAAUUUACUGUGACAGCAAUAAAACAGGAAUCCAGCUGUAGGUCAAUACUUGAAGUAGGAGGCAGAGAAAAGGCCACAUUCACCAAAUGCUUUCAGAUUUCAGUGAGUAAUUUAAUCAAAUUGAUGGAUGUACUGAAGAAUUGGAGAUCAGAUUGCAUCGUGCUCAUCCAUGCACUGUAUAUUUGUUUUAGCUAUAAUAAAAAAAUGAGAGAACACGUCUUGCGGUUAGUGAAACAUUGAGGAAAUUGCUUCUUAUGUUGAAAGUGGGACUUCCUGCCUCUGAAUGUAAAUGAUGCACAUCGGGACUGAGGGCAGACAGAUAAACAACUGUGUAAAGAUUUUUAGAAUCUCUGAUCAAUACGCUGUAACACUGUUGACUGUAAAUGUAAAAUUAAUUCAAACAGAGGUGUUGUGGCAACAGUGAAGAUCCAUGCUUUCUUGCCUUUUAUGAGGUUGCUGCAAAAGCUGAUUUGAGAGGUAAAGAAGACAGUAUGACAAAGACAUGAAUGGAGCGUACAAAGCAUCCAAAAAUACUUUGCAAGAGCUUUUUUUUUUUUUCUUGCAAACAAAAAGACAAAAAAGUGCUUUUAAGAGAAAUACGGAAUGUACAACAACUAAAACUCUAAACAGAAAUAAACUCCACAGGGUUCCAAUUAAACAGAAGUCAAGCUCAAGUACAAGUACCACCUAUGACACACUGCUUUCCACUGGUUUCCCAUUAACACAAGUUUGUACCGGAACAUUUUUGACUCAUCCAUGACUGAUUGUUGCACUUAAAACAAGAGUGAGAACAUGCUGUGAGCGGCAAAGUAUAAAAGCCAGGACUACCGAGCAAAUUCUAUUCAUGUUGGGAGAAGACAUCUGGAGCAAAAGGCGGACUUCCUUUUUGCGUGUUGGCCGAAAGCUUUGUUGCAGUCCAAUGAUCUGCAGUGUGAGUGUUUCCUGACAGCUUUACAGGAAUUUUCAACUGAGUUGCCAGAAUAAAUGUUGGCAAAGUAUGUUUCUGCAUAACCACAAACUCUGCGUGUCUCUUUGUUGUAACUUCAAUUAAAACUUUCUUCCUUUGUCAAAAUGCUGUGCUUAGCUCUGGUUAGGUUUAGCAAGGCAUGAUAGUUUGGCUUAAAAUACCUGUUUUGGUCACCGCAGAAACAAUUGGAGUUAGUCCAGUUUCUUGUUAAAAAAAUAACCUGUUUUGUCAGCAUCAAAAAUGGUGGGAAAUGAUUUGACUUACCAUGAAAAAAAUGCCUGUUUUGUUCAGCACAAAAACAACUAGAGAUGGCCCGCCUUUCCCUGAAAACCAUCUGGUU